AUAUAAAAAAGAAUGACUUAUCCUUUUCAUUGUUGUUGUAUCACUCUGGGAAUGGAUCCAAUAGUCAAAAAGAUUCUAAAAGGAGAAGACUUUGGGAAAAGAACGAAAACAGAGAGCUUAAAAGGAAUCUAGAGAACAAGGGUUACGACCCUUUACGUCCCAUAGAAAAUCAGAGUUCCAAAACUGGUCUAAUAAAGCUGGUUUCUCGUGAGGAAGGAUUCCACAAGAUGGACCAGGGAGCUACUUGGAGGAGUAGCAGGCCUUCUUCAUACGAUCAAAGGGUUAUAGCAAUAUGCUUGGCACUUGCUGCUGUAAUCUCACCUCUUUAUAUUGAUAGGAUAAAGGAAACGGAGCCAGAGCCUGAGGAGGAAACCAUCAACAUAUCUUCGUAUCUACCUCUGUUGCUUUUGAUUCUGAUCAUGUCUAUAGCUGUAUCACGUUACUUGGACCGAAGUUUUACCAGUUUUGAUCCUAACUGGAUUCACAGAGUUUGUGGCUCUUCCACUGGGAUCAUCAUUCUUCUGCUGAUUCUCGCAUCAGUUUUGAAGUUCAAAUCUUCUUAAUUUUAUCUGAGCAGCUUAGAAGAGAUCAGCAAAUUUUAUCUGUGGAUGUAAGAUGCUGACUUUUCUUACCACAAUUUUAAGUUUGUUGAAAUGCGCAUUAUGCUCUUCCUAACUGGAUUCAGAGUUUGUGGCU
Molecule: messenger RNA, 696 nt
Organism: Coffea arabica (coffee)
Lineage: Eukaryota; Viridiplantae; Streptophyta; Magnoliopsida; Gentianales; Rubiaceae
Source: RefSeq, a predicted model, not a curated record